Molecule: messenger RNA, 3012 nt
Organism: Saccharomycodes ludwigii
Lineage: Eukaryota; Fungi; Ascomycota; Saccharomycetes; Saccharomycodales; Saccharomycodaceae
Gene: MBP1
Product: transcription factor MBP1
Exons: 1
Coding region: 1-3012 (1003 amino acids)
Cellular component (GO): SBF transcription complex; MBF transcription complex
Molecular function (GO): protein binding; transcription regulator activity; DNA binding
Source: RefSeq, a predicted model, not a curated record
AUGAGUAGCACCAUGGCUACAGCUCCUUCGAGGCCACUUCCGCCUAUAAAUACCAACAGUAACAUUAUGAAUGAAAACAUCGAAAAUACACAAAUUUAUUCUGCCAAAUAUUCUGGUGUAGAAGUUUUUGAAUUACUACAUUCUACAGGCUCCAUAAUGAAAAGGAAAGCGGAUAACUGGGUUAAUGCGACACAUAUUUUAAAAGCAGCAAAUUUUCCCAAAGCUAAAAGAACCAGAAUCUUGGAAAAAGAAGUUAUAAAUGACAUACAUGAAAAGGUGCAAGGUGGGUUUGGCAAAUAUCAAGGAACUUGGAUCCCUUUACACUUGGCUGAAAAAUUAGCUGCCAAAUUCAAUGUUCAUGAUGAACUAAAACCAUUAUUUGAUUUUGUACAAAAAGAGGGAACUGCACCACCUCCACCAGCGCCAAAACACCAUCAUGCAACUAAAAAUAGUAAUGGCCGGAAUUCUGGUAAUAGUUCAGAUAACACAAAAAAGCGAGGUAAGUCAGGAGCCUCUACUAGCAUUAACAAUGGAGCAAUAAAAAAAGCUAAAUUAUUAAAUAAUGACAACGGUGGUAUUAGCAGUAAUAACAGUAGCACAGCUAGUUUGGUAAACAAUAACAAUACCAAUGGUACUAAGAAUAGCAAUUCGACGAGCGACUCUGGUUCAACCACGCCCACCCCCGGCAUACUAACCUCAAAUACAAAAACAGGUAAUGACAAUGAUAACGGUAGUAAUCAGGCACCGAUCAAGCAAACUAAAAGGAGAGGUCGGCCUCCCUUAAAUAGGAAUGUCAGUAAGAGUUUAACUAAUGGGAUUAGUGGUAAAGGAAACAACACUAAAGAUAGCAAUAACAAGCUUAAAAAACCAAUAAAUUUAUUACGGAGAUCUAAAACUGAUAUGUCUUCGUUGUUAAAUGCAAGUACUUCAUUGCAACAGGUUCAAGAUGACAGUACGAGUAGCACUGCCUCAAAUAUAUUAUCACAAUUUCAAUUACCUCCAUUAAUUAGGAAUAAUAGUGGGAUCAACAAGAAUAAUACCAUUAUUAGUAAUAGUAAUAUUGGCAGAGAUUUGCCAAUAACCAUAACACCCGGUCAGUCUUCUUUAAAUGGAAUGAUACAUGCUAGUUUUAAUACGAAAUUUACUCCACUGGAUAUAGACGAUGGUUUAUCAAGUGAUAUUGAACCGGUAACGCCCACAAAGCCAAACAAAAUAAGCAAUACAGAUGAUAAUAAUGGCAAUCCAUCACUGCUUGAAUCUUAUGGAACUGAGAAUAUACAUGAUGAUGCAAAGGUAAAUAUGUCACCAGGAACAACAUUUCAAUUAUCUGAUCCAUAUUUAAACCAAAUAAUAAUGCAUUUGAUAUACUCCACGCCGAUUCCUUCAUGUUUAAAUGGUAUUUCAGGAACAGUUGAUAAACAGAACGACUCAUCUGAUGUUGGCAGCCGCGAUAGAAAAGAUAUGUGUCAAAUUUUUAACGUUAUCAAUGAUCCAAUAGAUAGUGAAGGAAAUACAGUUUUUCAUUGGGCCUGUGCCAUGGGAAAUUAUGAGGUUGUUUAUAAAUUGAUCACAAAUUGUCAGUGUAAUAUUCAUGUUUUAAAUAAAUUGGGUGAAAAUGGUCUCUUUAGAUCAGUUAUGUUUCAUAAUUCAUACACCAACAGGACUUUUCCAUCCAUAUUGCAGAUUUUAGCAAACCAACAAAUUAAGUCGAGGAAUAAUAAAGGUGAAAGCAUAUUUCAUUACAUAGUUAGGAGAAAAAGUAGUACGCCUAGUGCUGUUUAUCAUUUAAGCACUAUUAUUGAGUUAAUUGAUUAUGAAAUUGUUAAAGAAUUGUGUAAUUAUCAAGAUUAUUUUUCGGGUAAUUCACCUCUUCACCUAGCUGCUAUGAAUAAAGACCAAGAUUUCUUGGAAAUUUUAUGCUCUGUUGGCGGUUUAUUGACUUUAAAAAAUAACAUGGGCAAGACUCCCAUAGAGUUAAUUAAUGAUAAUUUGCAUGUAUCAUAUAAUAAUAAUAAUAAUAAUAAUAAUAAUGGUAUUAUUAAUGGUUUUAGCCGCGAUUUAAGUAUAAAUAUUGGUAAUUCUGGAGGUGUUAAUAAUAAUAAUAAUAAUAAUAAUAAUAAUAAUAAUAAUAAUAAUAAUAAUAACGUUGGUAUUAUAGCACCGCCGCCCACCUCUUCAUCUGUGGUUCUUUCAUACGGGGACAAUGUUAGUAGUACUAGCACUAAUAAUAAUAGUGAUUUUAAUUCUACCAACAUAAAUGAAAACCAGAAUAAAGUUAAGACCAAGAUUAAGUCAAAUUAUGAUACUAGGGAUAAAACCAAAAGUGCCGAUGAAAGUUUUAUGAUUCAUUCCUCUCAAGUUACUACUAUGAUUCAUAAAGACAUUUUACCUAAAUUAAAACAGGAUUUUGAAAAGAUAGGAAACGACUAUGAUAUGUUGGCCAAAGAACGCAAACAUAAAAUUAAUGAAUUGAAAAGUAGUUUAAAGGGUAUGAGUAGAACAAUUAAAUGUUUGGAAAAUAAGUUUAUCGAAGAAUCUUGUUCGUUAGUUGCUGACAGCAAUAAUGUUAUUACUGGUUCUGUUUCUGCUUUUAAUGUUAACAGUAGCGAUGGCGAGAUCAAGACCCAAAUUAAUGUUGAAUUAAAGAAGAUUGAAAAAGAUUAUUCUCAAUUGCAAGUAAAAUUUGAAAAGCUCAAACAUCGACAAUUACUUAAGCUAGAAAAAUUGGAAAAAAUAAAAUUAAAGGAGGUAUAUGAUAAAUGUUUGGGAAAUGACCCUAUUACGUCUACAAAUGUUGAUAAUGCAAACAUUGACAAUUUAAAUAUCAAAGAUUUGAAAAAACUAUGUAUUUUACAAUUAAAAAGAAAACAAGAGAUAGAUAAAAUAUUAAAAGUUGUUGUUAAUAAUGACAAGAUGUAUAAAUAUAGAAGAAUGAUAGCUGAAGGGAGCGAUAUGGACGUUAAUGAAGUUGAUCUUUAUUUAGAUGAGAUUUUGCAAACAUUAAGUAUAUAA